AAAGCCUGGAUAAUGGAAGAGAAUAUUUGAGAGAUGGAAGUGCCCCUCUCCUUUGCCUCUGUCUGCAGUGACAGGCUGCCUAGCGGCGGUGGGAUGGCCGGGUUGCUGCCGGCCAGGCUCUGGUCCUUGGCCAACGCGAGGCAGCAGGGAUGUGCCAGCUGCCUGUGGCCACUGCAUCCCCCUCCUGCAUCACCAGCCUGCUGCCUCCAAAGGCCAGGGAGCUGAAGCAGCAGCCUCAUCGUGGGGCUGGAAGUGAAGGGUGAUUGAAAGUCAUGGCCCGGGGUCAGACACUGGGUUCUGAUAACUCCAGACGUGUGAAGAUGAAGUCCGCUUACAGGGCCCUGAACCCUCCUCAUCUGAUGAGACAGACCCUAGGCAGGUGUGGACAGGAUGCUGGCAGUGAGAGAGAACACAAGCAUAAAUUACAGGCCUGCCAUGUGCUAGGAUACCCUUAGCACAGGUGUGGAAAUCAGGCUGAGGACAAGAAAAUGGCACUUCCCACGGGGCUCUCAGCUACAGAAAAAGCUGACGCCCAUGAGGAAGAUGAGCUUCGAGCUGCUGAAGAGCAGCGUAUCCAGUCACUGAUGACCAAGAUGACCGCCAUGGCAAAUGAAGAGACCCGUCUCACUGCAAGCUCCGUGGGCCAGAUCGUGGGACUCUGCUCUGCCGAGAUCAAGCAGAUCGUGUCUGAGUACGCGGAGAAGCAGUCUGAGCUAUCAGCUGAAGAAAGUCCGGAAAAAUUAGGAACCUCGCAGCUACAUCGUCGGAAAGUCAUUUCCUUAAACAAGCAGAUUCUGCAGAAGACCAAACAUCUGGAAGAGCUGCAGGCAAAUCAUACCAACCUACAGAGCAGACACGAUGAAAUGAAGAAAACGCUGACAGGGUUGAAGAGCCAUAGCGAGAAACUGGACAAAGAACAAGCCGCCCUGGAGAAGAUAGAAUCCAAAGCUGAUCCCAGUAUCCUGCAGAACUUGAGAGCACUUGUAGCCAUGAAUGAAAACCUGAAAAGUCAGGAACAGGAAUUUAAAGCACAUUGUCGAGAGGAGAUGACACGGCUGCAACAGGAAAUUGAGACCCUGAAGGCUGAGAGAGCGCCAGGCGGAGAUGAAAAGACCCUCUCCAGGGGAGAGCCGCACGGUGCCCUGACCCCUGUGAUGACUCAUAAUGAAGACCUAGACAGACGGUAUAAUAUGGAGAAAGAGAAACUUUACAAGAUCCGUUUACUACAGGCUCGAAGAAAUCGAGAAAUAGCAAUUUUGCAUCGCAAGAUUGAUGAAGUGCCCAGCCGAGCGGAGCUAAUACAGUAUCAGAAGAGAUUUAUUGAACUCUACCGCCAGAUUUCGGCAGUGCACAAAGAAACCAAGCAGUUCUUCACUUUAUAUAAUACCCUGGAUGAUAAAAAGGUCUAUUUGGAAAAAGAGAUUAGCCUGCUGAACUCAAUUCACGAGAACUUCUCACAAGCCAUGGCCUCCCCUGCUGCCCGGGACCAGUUUUUGCGUCAGAUGGAACAGAUCGUAGAAGGAAUUAAGCAAAGUAGAAUGAAGAUGGAAAAGAAGAAGCAAGAGAACAAAAUGAGAAGGGACCAGCUGAAUGACCAGUACCUGGAGCUGCUAGAGAAGCAGAGGCUGUACUUCAAGACUGUGAAGGAGUUCAAGGAGGAGGGCCGCAGGAACGAGGUGCUACUGUCCAAGGUGGGAGCCAAGGCCUCCUGAGAGCCCCCGACAUCAUCAGCGCACGGCCGGGGUUCUCUAAAUGCCACUUACUGACAACAAGGCUGUGAAAUGGUUCUGAACGCUGCAUAGAGAGAUGGGGGUGCAGUGACCUCAACACCCUGGACAUGUUCUUGCUCCGAUUUGCUUCCACGUCAUCUCUGUGUUGGUUGUCGUUGAUGGAAUCAGAUGGUGUAGACAUUGGGGCUUGGAUAACACCCAUCAUCCUAUGAAGAAAUGUGGGCAAUAUUUGUUCUCUGUGUCAAUUCAACUUUCAUUUCUUCAGUAACAUUGCACAUAUGAAGGUACCUGUAUUUGUAUGGACCCUCUGAAUAAAGAAGAGUUCGUUUGUUCAGCAGAUGUUAAUUGAGCAACCACUGGGAGGUAAGCACUGAGGGAGAUGGAGAGAAGUAUGAGACACAGACCCUGCACCCCAGACACCCAGCAUGUGUCCCAGGGUGCAGACAUAGCCCACCUGACCCCAGAGCUUUGCCACCUGGGAUAUUUUAGUAAACAAAGGCUUUUAGCUGAGUGACCAGCCCAUGUGAGUUGUUGGUCACUUGGGCCCUUCAUUGUCUGUGGUGCCUUUCAUUCUUGGCUCCUCAAGAGGCCGGCCAGCUGACGAAUGGUGUAGCAACUGGAAUGAAAGCUCGGUACUGCAGUUGGUUUAAUCUUUACACACUACUCGUUGCUCAAGGUCAUUUCACCCAAAAAUGGAAACAGGGGCCUCGCAUUGAGGACACUUCAAUAAGAAUGACACCUUCUCAUGCCCGAUUUUUCAUUUGAGUCACAGCCAACAUGGGGAGGGACUUGUGCAUCUCCCUCAUUAAGAGCACGUUAAAUGUGCCCUACGCUCUGGACAGGUCGUGGUCUAAGCAGAGAUGUGACCUGUGCACCAUUCACUGCAGUCCAAGGCAGGACGUGCUCAGUCUCAGAGUGACAGGUCAUGAGCAGGUACAGAGGGCAUCAGGAGGAGGAGCACUGAGGUGUGCAGAGGUCCGGGAGAGUCCAUGGAGGAGGCAAGAUUUGGGCUGGGUCUGAAGGGGGCCUCACAUUAUAAUAGGCAGAGAGAGGUGGAAAGACCACUUUGGAUAAAGUACGACUAUGAUUAAAAACUCGAGGGUGCAGACAGAGUCCGAGGCCUGCCUGUUGGGAGAGGAGUAGACUGGUCUCUCGGGAGGCCUUAGAGGAGCGAUGGGCUGGGACCAGCCUUUGGAGGGUCUUGAAGAGAGGCAGAGGGGUGACUUUAUUCUCUGAAAAUGAGCAGUCCAUGCCAAAGACGCAGCUCCUCCUGCCCUGGUCCUCAGGAGCCUGGCAGCUCAGUUAUGGUCAGUUAAGCCCAGCCUGAGGUUGGCACUUCAUUCUGCAUAAACCUUGCACUCAUACCAGUUAGCAGGUUUGGACAAUAAAACAGGAAAGCUUAACCGUGUCAAGCAAAUAGGGCCUUCAGUGCAGCCACGGGAACCUCGUGUUCAUUUGUAGUGCCGUAAUGUAUGCAUUAAGCAGGGCUGACAUGUACAAACCUAAAACAUCUCAUGCUGGACUGACAGCAGCCGUUGGCUUCUGUGCCAGGGCCAGGGCGGCCCAGUGAUGGGAUGGCUGCUUCCGGAGCUGAGUGGAAGCAGCAGUCUUUGAAAUGGCACUCCCGCGUGCUGAGUGCACUGCUCCCGGGCCACGUGCAUCUCCGGAUAGGGUGGACCCUGGCCGUGGUCAUGUGUGGACUUCGGCAGGGCUCUGUGAAGUUGACGCAAGUGACUGCCAAAGAGUGGGUGGCUCUCUGAAGGCAGGGGAAGGAGACAGCAGUUUGACGGGAAAGUAUUUUAGGUUCAGGAAAACAUCGCCCCUUGUUGGGAAGCUCAGAGACCGGCUCCUUAAUUCACCACUUCUGAGCAGUUGGGAGACUCUGUGUGGAUCUGUCCACAGGUGGCAGGGAGGAGGUGGUUAUGGUAGGCCACCUCUCUAUGUUAUUGGGGGAAGUACGGCACGACGAAUCCUGAGCAACCAAUAAUUCUUUUUAAGAGCCCGGUGGCAUAGUGGUUAAGUUCGUGUGCUCCAAUUCGGUGGACCAGGGUUCGCGAGUUCGAAUCCUGGGCGUGGUCCUGCACACUGCUUGUCAGGGCCAUGCUGUGGUGGCAUCCCACAUACAAAAUAGAGGAAGAUUGGCAUAGAUGUUGGCUCAGCGACAGUCUUCCUCAAGCAAGAAGAGGAAGAUUGGCAACAGAUGUUAGCUCAGAGCCAAUCUUCCUCACCAAAAAAAGAAAAAGUAGGGUCAUUUAUUUAUUUGGGGCUAUGUUUCUGAAGAGUUUCACUGGGUUUGGUUUGGGGAUAGGGAGUUAUCAGUAGAAAUCUUUUCCCUCUCUUUAAUCUAUGAGGCCUAAUACAGAUGAUAAAUUUGUUUCCAUUCCUUGAAAACAUUUUUAAUUAGGCAGAAGCCAGUCUUGAGAAUUCCGUGUUUGCCACAGAUAACCCAUAGAGUGGCUAGUGCCUUUGUGAGUAAUUACAAAGAUGGACAGUACAAAUUAGGACAUUAAGUGUGCUUUACAGUCAGGCCUUAGAGGCUGAGGAGAGGCCCCGAGGCCCCAAGGCCCCAUCAUUUGAGAAGUCACUCAAGGAGGUUCCUCCGCAUCCUUCUGUAUGUCCAGACAGAGUAUGGCUGGGUGUUCUGCCAAGCCCACAGGCUUUUCUGGAGUAAACAAAGAAGGGGGAAGACAUCCUUCACUUACUUUCAUGAAAUGCGUGCUUCAGGAAGAAUGAGGUUUCCCCAGGAAGCCUUCAGCUGUCCUGCUCCAUCAGAGCAAUGAGCUUGCUAAGGGGGCAGACAUCCUGUGGCUGGCCGCCCAGGGCCCUGGGAUUCUGGGCCAGCCUCUGGGUCAGGGGCUCCCCUCCUUCCCACAUGCGUCUCGUGGAGUACGUGGGCUGCUUUGGUUCAAACCAAAGUCAGGACAGACUAGGUGACCAUGAGACAUCUGGGGGGACAAUGGGGACAUAUUUCCUGUUGUCCUUGGCCUGGGCUCAGUCUCUCAUGGAUCACUGGGGUCAGCUCAAGCACUGGAGGGAGGUGCCAAGUGUUAGAGGACAGCCACCCCAGUCACACGUGAGGGGUCUGUUUCCUUUUUUAACAGAGAGGGCAACUUCCAAGUUUCUCAGGCCUAAGCUCUGGUUAGAGUCUGAAGUGUGUGGUUCUAAGUAGAUUCUGGUUCCUUGCCCGUAUUCUGUGGAUGGUCAGGUCCUGCCAGUGUCAACUGAGCCUGGCAGUGGAGCCAGAAGGCAGAGGGGCUGGUCCAGACAGGAGGCCUUUCCCAGGCCGAGGAAGCACUCCCUGACCAAACACCGUAACUCUCGGGACCUCCUGACACCAGGGCGGAGGAUGGGGAAGGCUCCAGGCAGCCCUCUUACUACCUCACACAGCACCAUCCCUGUGACAUCAGGCUGUAGCGCUGGGGGCCCCUGUCACGUCUAGUGACCCAAGCAGACCCGCCUGAAAGGACUCUUGGACAGCACACAGUGGCCUGUCACCUGUGCCACCUUGGUUUCUCUCAGCAUGGCCUGGUGUCGUGCUCUCUGCAGGUGACUGAUGGUCAGUGGAGCAGGGAAGCAGUCAUUCUAGCAGUACACGUGAAAAGUUCCCUUGGCCGAGCCUGAGAGGCAGAUAGCUGGCCUGACAUGUGCUUUGAGGGAGAGCACAAGGAUGUGCUGUGUGAUUUGCUCGUGGCCUUGGUUGGCCUCCAGGGGAAAGUGCAUCUUCCAGCAGAGCGGGGCAGUGGCGGAGCCCAGCAGGAUGAGGUGCCAUGUCUGUCCAUGGGGCUGGGUAUGGCCAGCAGAGCCGCCCUGUUUGAUGCAUCUUCAGGGAAUCUCAGGCCCUCUCUUUGUCCUUUUCCCUCUGUCCAGAGCACUCCAUCUAACAGCACAUGGUGAUAGGCUGAAAAUGGUACAUAAGAAAUGGUUAUAAUGGUCUCCCCUCUUCUCACAAUAACUGUGAAAACGAUAGCGGGGAUUUAGGAACUGGUCUGUGGCCUGUUUGACCAUGUCGGGAAUCCUGUGUGCUCUCCACGUCAGCCCUACAUCCGUUCCUCAGAGUGCGAGCUCGUGCCUGCUCGUGGCCGUUGCCCUUUCUGUUGCCUCUGCCUAGAUGGCUUUUCCCCCAAGGUCGUGGGCAGUGGCUUUCCCUGACGCCCUGACACUUGUACAGACCCAUUCAGUGUCAGCCUGUAGCCCUGACCAUGUUCUGCCCUUUCCCUGCUCUCUGUCUUGCUGGCAUAUGCCACUGUUUGAACGUCGGGGUCCUUUGCAAACCGUGCCUGCCCUCCCCUCAGGGUGUCAGAGUGACGGCGGGGACCAUCUCCCCAGCAGCUGGCUGGGGGGAUGAGGAAACUCUGGUUGGAUAAAAGAGCUUCUCCACGUGGCAACUUUGCCCCCCUGUGUUGGCAGAGUUCAGAUUGAGCCGUUCAUCUGACCUAUGCUUGGUUUGAGAGCAGGUAGACAGUUUUAUUCAGCAGCUUCAGAGGACCUCUCUCAGACUGUGUGUGUUAUAUUCUCAUCGUGAAGGGUGGGAUGAGAAAGGUGUGAGGGGUUUCAUACCUCGCAAAGGAAUUACCUUCUACACAUGUUUUUUCUCCCCAUGUAGGAAAAAAGAAAGGGUAUGCACACUAACAUCAGAGAUUAGAUCAUGGGGUGUGUUUGGGCUCAAAGCAUGUCAUGAAUCUAAAGGUAACUUGACUGGUUGAAAUGACUCAGCCACGAGAAACCAAGAAGUGGGAAGCAGCCCUCGGAUACGGUCCUGCCUCAUGGAGGGUGACCGACGACCUUUUAAAGGUGCAAACGCACACACCUUUCGAGCCAGCAGUGCUACUCCUGGGAAUUUUUCCAUGUACAGGAUUUUCACUGCAGCAUUGUUUGCAAUAGCAAAAAGAAAAAGACAAAAAAAACACUGGAAUCUACACCAGCGUAGGGCAGUGGUUAAAUAUAUUCUGGUGAAUGUGUACAAUGGAAUACUAAGAGAAAUUUAAGAGAAUAGAGCCACUGUGUAAGCACUGCCAUGGAAUGCCCCCCAGGAUGCAUGGUUAAGUGGGGAGAAAGAGGCUCAUCGUGUCCUAGUGUUUGUCUUUAAAAAGAGGAAGGGGAUGGGGAAAAACGUGUGUCUGUGGGUGUGUAUAUGUAUGUGUGGGUCUGUCCGUAUACACACGCACAUGGACAUCUAAACAUAUCUGCUCGCAUAUGCCUAGACGAGGAGGAUACACGGCACCUGGCGGCCUUGGUUGCCUCUGGGAAAUGGGGUGGGAAUUACUUUUCACUGUAUGCCUUUUGUACCUUUUGCAUUUUGUACCAUGUACCGGUAUUAUCUAUUCAAAAAAUAAAGUUUUUAAAUUUUCA
This is a messenger RNA of Equus quagga, 7079 nucleotides long. RefSeq names its product coiled-coil domain-containing protein 93. The transcript is spliced from 17 exons. Gene Ontology annotation, biological process: Golgi to plasma membrane transport. The coding region runs from base 489 to 1712 and encodes 407 amino acids. The record is from RefSeq and is a predicted model, not a curated record. Lineage: Eukaryota; Metazoa; Chordata; Mammalia; Perissodactyla; Equidae.